Molecule: messenger RNA, 888 nt
Organism: Hibiscus syriacus
Lineage: Eukaryota; Viridiplantae; Streptophyta; Magnoliopsida; Malvales; Malvaceae
Product: 60S ribosomal protein L11-1
Exons: 5
Coding region: 153-698 (181 amino acids)
Biological process (GO): translation
Cellular component (GO): ribosome; cytosolic large ribosomal subunit
Molecular function (GO): RNA binding; structural constituent of ribosome
Source: RefSeq, a predicted model, not a curated record
AAAUAAGACCCAAAGGGUAAACUCGUAAAUUAAAGCAUAGAAAAAACCCUAGCCCUAAACUCCUCUCUUUUAAAACUCCCCGUAUUUUAACGCAACUGCCCCUUUAUCACUCUGCCACCGCCUCCGCUGCCUUCAACCUCUGUCGAUUUGCCAUGGCAUCAGAGAAGAAGCUGUCGAAUCCAAUGAGGGAGAUCAAGGUUCAAAAACUUGUCCUCAAUAUCUCCGUUGGUGAAAGCGGUGAUCGUCUCACCCGUGCCGCCAAGGUCUUAGAACAACUCAGCGGUCAAACUCCCGUCUUCUCCAAGGCUAGGUACACUGUGAGAUCUUUUGGAAUCAGGCGUAAUGAAAAAAUUGCUUGCUACGUGACAGUGAGGGGAGAGAAGGCUAUGCAGCUUCUUGAGAGUGGUUUAAAGGUUAAGGAGUAUGAGCUUUUGAGGAGGAACUUCAGUGAUACUGGCUGCUUUGGAUUCGGCAUCCAGGAGCACAUUGAUCUUGGCAUCAAGUAUGACCCUUCUACUGGUAUCUAUGGAAUGGACUUCUAUGUUGUUCUUGAGCGAGCUGGGUACCGUGUUGGCCGUCGCCGCAGGUGCAAGUCACGUGUUGGUAUUCAGCACAGAGUUACCAAGGAGGAUGCGAUGAAGUGGUUCCAGGUCAAAUAUGAAGGUGUCAUCCUUAACAAGUCCCAAAAUAUUUCUUAGAAAUAGCAAGAUAUGAUCUCGUUUAAGUUUGUUUUUUAGUUUUGGGUAUCUGGUUUUGGCCAGUUUAUGUUCAUCGGUUAUUAUCUUCCUGAACAUAUCUAUUUAUGUAUUUUGGGAUCGUAAGUGCUCUUUCUGUUGGUUUACUUUAUUGAUAUAAUGUUCAAUUGGAAGAAUAUUCUCUAUUCAAGUA